AUGUCAAAACGCAAAGCAUAUGGAGAUGAUUCUCCUGCAGCAUCAGAUGAUGAUUCAGACUUUGAUGAUGAUGAAGACCCAGACAAUUUGGAAGUACCAGGUGGGGGUAAAACUUUGGCUGCGGCGGCCCGUAUGGGUGACAAAACAAAGCCUCCAAACACUAUACCUGUUGUUGUCAAGGCGACCACAAAUCCAUUGGCUGCACCAUCUGGUUUAGCCUUUGGUCAAGCGGCUAAUAUGAAGCCUAUCAAGAUAUUAGGCAGCUCACUCACGAAACCUUUAAUAGGAAUAGGCAGAGGAAUACCAUCUGGUUCCGCAUUAGCCCAAAUGUCCAACAUGAAGCCUAUUAAGAUAUCAGCACUUAACCCUCUCUCAAAGCCUAUCACUGUGGGUCUGGACAGGGGAGGAGGAGCGGGUCCGGUCGCGCCGCUCGCCGCCGGCACGUCCGCCUACAACGCGGCCUCGCUACUCGCUCAGAUGGAAAUGGUGGGCCUGACAGGCAUGAAUCCGUUCAUGCAGCAGAACUUGAAGCAAGUGUGGGCGGCCGGCAUGGGCGCGUCCCUGCAGGGCAUGCUCGGCCAGCUCGCACAACUGCCACAAUUUAAGACGUGGCCUAUGGAUAAGAUGCCUGGCGAGGAGGAAGAAGUGGAUGAUGAAGAAAUGGGAGUAGCUGAGACAUAUGCAGAUUAUAUGCCUACAAAGUUGAAGCUGGGGCGCAAGCACCCGGACCCGGUGGUGGAGACGGCGUCGCUGUCGUCGGUGGAGCCCGUGGACGUGACGUACGCCGUGUGCCUGCCCGACGACACCGUGCGCGGCGGCCUGCUCUCCGCGCUGCAGCUCGAGGCCGUGGUGUACGCGUCCCAGGCGCACGAGCACAUGCUGCCCGACGGCACGCGCGCCGGCUUCCUCAUCGGCGACGGCGCGGGCGUGGGCAAAGGGCGCACCAUCGCCGGCAUCAUCUUCGAGAACUACCUGCGCGGGCGGCGGCGCGCCGUGUGGGUGUCCGUGUCCAACGACCUCAAGUACGACGCCGAGCGCGACCUGCGCGACAUCGGCGCCGGCAAGAUAGAAGUGCACUCCUUGAACAAGUUCAAAUACGCAAAAAUCUCGUCGGCCAUCAACGGCAACGUGAAGAAGGGCGUGGUGUUCAGCACGUACUCGGCGCUCAUCGGCGAGACGCAGGCCAACACCAAGUACCGCACGCGCCUCAAGCAGCUGCUGCAGUGGUGCGGGGAUGACUUCGACGGGGUUAUCGUAUUCGACGAGUGUCACAAAGCAAAGAACCUGUGCCCGGUGGGCUCGGGCAAGGCCACGAAGACGGGCCUCACGGCGCUGGAGCUGCAGAACAAGCUGCCCAAGGCGCGCGUGGUGUACGCCUCCGCCACCGGCGCCUCGGAGCCCCGCAACAUGGCGUACAUGGUGCGCCUCGGCAUCUGGGGGGAGGGGACCCCCUUCCCGACCUUCAUGGACUUCAUUAAUGCCGUUGAGAAGAGAGGCGUAGGCGCCAUGGAGAUAGUUGCGAUGGACAUGAAGCUGCGGGGCAUGUACAUCGCGCGCCAGCUCUCCUUCCACGGCGUGUCCUUCAAGAUAGAGGAGGUGCCGCUCUCCGACUCCUUCAGGGACACCUACGACAAGGCCGUGGCGCUGUGGGUGGAAGCGAUGCAGCGCUUCACAGAGGCGGCCGAGCUGAUCGACGCGGAGCCGCGCAUGAAGAAGACCAUGUGGGGGCAGUUCUGGUCGGCGCACCAGCGGUUCUUCAAGUACCUCUGUAUUGCUUCUAAGGUGAACCAGGCGGUGGUGACGGCGCGCGAGGCGGUGAAGUGCGGCAAGUGCGUGGUGAUCGGGCUGCAGAGCACGGGCGAGGCGCGCACGCUCGACCAGCUCGAGCGCGACGACGGCGAGCUCUCCGACUUCGUGUCCACCGCCAAAGGCGUAUUCCAAACACUCGUUGAGAAGCACUUCCCCGCGCCAGACAGAGAGAGAAUAAACAGGCUGUUAGGAUUGGAGGCGAAGGGCAAGGCGGCGCCCGUCGCGCCCGUCAACGGCAAGAACGGGAUGGACGACGGCAAUACUUCUAAGAGGAAAUUGACCGCCCGACAGCAAGUGAACGCAGCGUCGAAGCGCAUGCGCGGCGGCUCGUCGUCCGACGAGUUCGUGCGCUCCGACGACGAAGCCGACGCCGACGCCGACUCCGACGACGACAAGCGCGCCUCCGACUCCGACCUCAGCGACUUCAACCCGUUCCACGCCGGCAGCGACAGCGACGACGAACCAUGGCUGGGUCGUAAGAAGAAGGUGGCGAAGAAGAAAAAGGCCAGUGCGAAGAAGAAGUCGGCGAGCACGCAGGACAAGAUCGAGACCAUGUUCGAGCGCAAGUGCCUCGCGCCCACCGUCACCGUCACGCAGGCGGGCCGCUCGCUCACCGGCACGCCCGUGGGCACCAAUGGACUGUAUUUAGGUCCUACGCGCAGUCAGCCGCCGGCCCGUAGCGCCAUCGAGCGCGCGUGCAGCAUGAAGGAGCAGCUGCUGGCCGCCAUCGAGCGUCUCGGCCGCCGCCUGCCGCCCAACACGCUCGACCAGCUCGUGGACGAGCUGGGCGGCACCGACAACGUCGCAGAGAUGACAGGUAGAAAAGGUAGAGUGGUACAAACUGAAGACGGUCAAAUACAGUACGAAAGUCGGUCCGAGGCCGACGUUCCUCUGGAAACGUUAAACUUGACCGAAAAACAAAGGUUUAUGGACGGCGAGAAAGACGUCGCCAUUAUCUCUGAAGCUGCGUCAAGUGGUAUAUCAUUGCAGAGUGAUCGAAGAGCGAGAAAUCAAAGGCGAAGAGUUCACAUAACGUUGGAAUUACCUUGGUCGGCCGACAGAGCUAUACAACAGUUUGGUCGUACACACAGAUCCAACCAAGUGAACGCGCCGGAGUACAUCUUCCUGAUCUCGGACCUGGCGGGCGAGCGCCGCUUCGCCUCCACCGUCGCCAAGCGGCUGGAGUCUCUGGGCGCGCUCACGCACGGCGACCGUCGCGCCACAGAGACCAGGGACCUCAGCCAGUUCAAUAUUGACAACAAAUAUGGUCGCACCGCGCUGGAGGCGGUGAUGAAGGCGAUCAUGAAGUAUGAGACGCCGCUGGUGGCGCCGCCGCGGGACUACGCCGGCGACUUCUUCCAGGACGUGGCCUCCGCGCUCGUGGGCGUCGGCCUCAUCGUCAACAGCGACAGCGCGCCCGGCAUACUGGCGCUCGACAAGGAUUACAACAAUAUGUCAAAGUUUUUAAACAGGAUAUUAGGCAUGCCGGUAGAGUUACAGAAUAGGCUGUUCAAAUACUUCACCGACACGCUCGCCGCCGUCAUGGAGCAAGCGAAGCGCAGCGGGCGCUUCGACCUGGGCAUCCUGGACCUGGGCAGCGCGGGCGAGAGCGUGCGCCGCGUGCGCUGCGUGCGCUUCCUGCGCCGCCACGCCACCGGGCAGGCGCCCGUCGAGCUGCACACCGUGCACUCGGAGCGCGGCAUGGAGUGGUCGGAGGCGCUCGAGAAGUGGCACGCGGCGGAGGCGGAGGCGCGCGCGCGCCGCGCCGAGCCCGCGCCCGACGGCUUCUACGUGUCGGCGGCGGCGCGCGGCGGCAAGCACACGGCCGUGCUGUGCGUGGCGCAGCGCGCGCGCGCCCGCGCCGGCGACCGCGACCGCGACAAGAAGGACCUCAUGUUCCAGGUCUACAGACCGAACACCGGUCUCCAGAUCCGGCUGGAGUCGCUGUCGGAGCUGGAGAAGAAGUACCGGCGCGCGUCGGCCGAGGAGGCGGAGGCGCCGUGGCGCGCGCAGCACGCCGCCUCGCUGCGCGUGUGCGCGCACGCCUACUGGCGCUCCGCCUGCCGCAACGCGGACACCUGUGAGGUGGGCCUGCGCGUGCGCACGUACAACGUGCUGGCGGGGUCGGUGCUGGCGGUGUGGGCGCGCGUGGAGGCGGCGCUGGCCGCGCGCUCCGCCGCCAAGAUGCAGGUCGUGCGCCUCAAGACCGACGACGGCCUCAAGAUCGUUGGUACGCUUAUUCCAAAGAAUUGCGUGGAGACGCUGAAAGAGACGCUGUCGUCGGACGCCGUGUCCGUCACCGAGCAGACCUUCGACCAGCCCGACCUCAAG
Messenger RNA from Brenthis ino (lesser marbled fritillary), 4140 nucleotides. The record is from the annotation of a GenBank genome assembly. NCBI's taxonomy places the organism in Eukaryota, Metazoa, Arthropoda, Insecta, Lepidoptera, Nymphalidae.